UUCUUUCUUCAUAGUCAGCUAAAUCACUAAACUCUUUACAGUAUAACGGCCAAUAUAAAACACUAGGUUUAACAAAUUAUGACAGAGUUCUGAAAUAGACAGUAUAUAUAUUUAUAGAAUUCAGUAAUGAGGGGUGUCAAAGGUGUAUGUAUUGCUAUGUAACUUUACCCGUUUUCUAAUUCUUAUCGAAAUAAUUCUACUUUGCAGUCGGUCGAUAAAACUUCUCCUUUAAGAAAUGUUUAUGAGCUGGUUUCGAUUGAUUGGUCUAGCGGUUCAUCAAUAACAACAAAGUACUAGGCGAGCAGGAAAAAGCACUUCCUGUGUAGGUCGCCUCAACUUGCUUAAAUCCCUUUAAGCCCGCCUUUGCACACUAGUGAUUGGAUAGGAGGACAAAGUCCGUUCAGCGAAUGGUUAAUUUCGAUGUUAUCAGAACGAGUGCCGUUCGCCUUAAACAUAACAAAUUGACUUUUAACCCCACCUUCUCGAGCACUCCAUUGGGUAGUUUUCGGAAUUUUUUUUCUGAUUGGAUGUUGGCGUUUACCAUUGGCGUCAGCUAAGGUAGGUUGUGUAAAGAGUUGCUUGCCUAUUAAAAGUAAAAGUUUUUUUUUUGGCAGAGACGAGUGAAGGUGCAAAUGCACUCGGUCAGCAAUGUUGACUUCAGCCAAUAGACGUAUGCUUUUUCUUAUUUGGGAGUUGAUUUUUAUUGAGUUCAGAGUUAGCGCGUCGCGUAAACGGCACAGGUGCAUACUCCUGUGAUGCCAGGCUUUCUGUUUCACAGGUAUGCUGUGAAGAGAAUGCUGACUGACCUGCGAGAUUCAGUGAGCAUCUCCCCAAUAGAUGUUACUGCUAUUGGUACAAGUUGAGCAAUUUGGAAUAAACUUUUUGUUAUCCUGGAUUUACAGUCAGACUUAGGGCGUGAGAAUGCCUGAGAUGACAGAAAAUCAUACGCCAGCAUCCAAGUCUCACAGGAAAAAAAACAGAGAAACACACAAUGCAGUUGAGAGACAUCGAAAGAAGAAAAUCAAUGCAGGAAUUACCCGCAUUGGAGAACUCAUUCCUUGCUCCCCAGCUUUAAAGCAGAGCAAGAACAUGAUUUUGGACCAAGCUUUUAAUUAUAUAACUUACUUAAAGAGACAAAAUGAUGAGCUCUUAUUUAAUGGGGGUAACAAGGAGCAAGCUGAGGAGAUCAAAAAACUCCGAAAGCAGAGGGAGGAAUUGCGGAAAGAAAAUGCACACUACAUUGAAUUAUUGAAAGCAAAUGGUAUUAACUUCCUAGAUGACCCCACUGUGCACUGGAAAAGAAAAAUUAAGCGUGCCAAAGUGGCAAUGGUAAGCCCUGCACACCAAGUGCAAGAAAGCAUCAUUGUCUAUCCAAACAGCAGCAGGGUCAACACAAAUGCUCAAGAACUGCCUGUGCAGAACAUUGGAUUUAAUAUUGGCCACAGUGUACCAAAGCAGCCAGAAGCCUCUACACCUACAUCAAGCACUUGUAGUGUUUUUUCAGGAAGUCUUCCUAAAGUGUGUUGGACUGGAACCUUGCUUCAGAAAUCAAAUACACAGGAUGUACCAUGUACCAGGACUUUCAGUAUAGCUUCUGGUGGGCAGUUAUCUCCCACAGCUGUGCAGAAUGUUCAACAAUUGCCUGUAACUGUUUCUUGCACAAAUGUUCAAAAUUCUAUUUUGGGCACUUUGGUUCAGAGUGAGCCCAGCAUAUCAACCAACAGUAGUAACCCAUCUCAGACUAAAACUCAACCACCUAUUCCGGCAUCUGGUAGCACUUUAAAGGUUAUAUCCAUUCAACCUCAGCAAGGAAGCCUCCCUUUUUUUCAGGAAAAUUGUCCAACACCCCAGGAGAAAGUAAUGCAACCCAUUUUAAAAGUUUUGCCCUUGAGAACUUCUGUUUGUACUGUUCCAGUUGAGAGUCCAGCUCAGGUCACCAUGUCUGCCUGCACUCUUCCUUACUUCAGUACUACUUCAUCUUUUUCCUCUCCUUCUGCUGUAAACAAAGAUCCCAAUAAUGUGAUUGCCUUGAAUAGGAUGAUCUCUUCUGCCAACACACAGACCACGUGGACUACACUGCAUCUAGCAGGUAAUACUGUACAGCCCUUGAAUCACAUGUCUUCUGGUAUUUUGCCAACUUCAGGCAAUGAAACUACCAACACAGCAACAGGAAACAACAGGACAGUACUUAAUGGAAAUUAUGUUGCUACCGCUGAGUGCUCUACUGCAAGUCAGCAGACAAGCAUACAGACUACUGCUGCUUCAUUACCAACGGUACAGCCUCUGCCAGUACAGUCAGUGUUGCCACAGCCACAGGCUGCUGUCUUGUCCCUUGUUCAGGGAAUGCAAGUUGUUCAAGUGACUAACUCUGUUAAUACUACUGUCUCCCAACCUGUAAAUAAUCCAAAUGUGGUCAUUCUUCAGCCAGCUAAUGGUGGUUCAGCACCAGCAAUUGUCAGGGAAGCUGUAUCUAAUCAAACUCCCUGUCCACAAAUAGUAAUCAUUCAAGCUGCAAAUCCUAACCCAGUCCUUUCAACCCCGCUUUCUAAUAUCUCGCCUGCUUCUGUGCCAUUUGUUAACCCAGUGGUUACUUCUUGCAGCUUGGCCCAGACCUCCUCUGUCCAGACUGUAGGGGGUAAGCAACUUGUGUACAUUUUGCCUCGGCCAUUUGGAGCUGCUGGAGCACAAACAUUAUCACAAAACCAGACCAUUUCAGUCAAUGGGCAGAUGUUUGCCUUGCAGCCUCUAAAGCCUUCUCAUGGGUUAUCUAAUCAUGUGCAGUUUAUUCAGCCUACAACUUGUGAGGAUCCAAAGACCAAUGUUGCCCUCAACACUUUUGGAGCCAUUUCCAAUCUAAAUCAAAGCAUUUUACAGAUGGUCAGCCAUAAUACCACCACUGCCCAAACCAGUAACUCAUCCUCAAGCAGCCUAGUUGUCACUGGCAUGCCACCCAGUUGUAACCUUUCAGUUAGCAAUACCACAGGAACUUUAAGCAUAUGCCCUAAAAGUAAUGCUAAAAAAAAUUCUGUGAAACACAGUUCACCCAAGAUAAAAAAGACUUCAUCAAAGAAAACGGUUUCUUGUAAAAAUCCCCUUCCCAAGCAGACAUCUUCAUCACCAACGGUGCCAGACGCAACAAUUCGGCCAUCUAUGGAGACACAGCUGCAGAUAAUAAAAGUGUCCACUUCCUUGUCUCCAGAUCAUUUAACACCGCCUUCUCAAACUUUUACAUUCACAUCAGGAUCAUCCCCAGUGCCUGUGACUUCUUCUGAACAGUCUCAUCUUGUGCCAGACACCACUGAGGAGCAUUCAGCUCAAAAUGUGAACUCUUUAAACCAAAAAUCAUCUUCUUGUUCCCAUACUACAGAGACCAUCACAGAAAUGCAGUCACAUAUUUAUGCACCAGCAUUGUGUGAGCAAGAAUCUUCUACAUCUGCUUUGCCUGCAGCCUUGUGUCAGAAAAGCCAGGAACCAAGUGUUUCCACCAAUUCUAGUGCCAGUUCAGCCCCUGAGUCUUUGUCGUGCAUGAUAACCAGCAUUUCUGAGCUAUCUCCUCAAGUUUCUGUAUCUUGUAUAAAUGCUCCAUUACCAGCUGUCACAUGUGAAUCGAAUGUGGUUGGUAAUCCUAGCAAUGGGCCAAUUGUAGUUAGCAGACCUGACGUCUCAGCAGCUCCUAUUCCUGCACCAGAUCCUCAGAUGCUCACAACUGAGUCCUCUGCCUUAACAGAAGCUCCAAGUAAAGUGAUUUCACAAUCCCCAGAGCAUGUGGAAACUUCAUUCAAAAUGAAAGACAAAACAUUAGCUCAGCAAUUCAGCUCAGAAACAGAUGGAAGUUAUUCCUUGUCCAAAGAACAUAAUUCUGACAUUACAACUGAUAAACAGGACCACAACCAAGACAUUUUAUUGAUACAUUCAAAGGAAAAUGUGUCUGAGCAGCAGGUAUGUACUUUGGACCAUGAAGCUGUUGGAAGUUCUUUGCUCAUAAAUCGUCAAUCAGACUCCCCCAUGUCUACUGGUUCUGGAAGUAGCCGCAGUUUUUCUGUGGCAUCAAUGCUUCCUAGUACCAGCAGAGAAGAUGUUACUUGUGUUGGCUCAUCCACAAAUGCUUAUAGCAGCUUUCCAUUUUCCGAACAAGCAGACAUCUUGGCUCUUGCUACCACUGCAAUUUUUUGUCAAGAAAACCCAAACAGGAAGGAUACAGGUAAUGUGACUUUGAGCAGAGAGGGCCCUAGAGCCCAGCAUAGCAAAUUAAGACAUGGCAGCCAACCACCUAAGACAGUGCAGGAAAUACAAGAGAAUAUUCCAAAGCCACCUGAAGCACAGACGGGUCGACAUCUUCCUCAAAUUCAGUUAACCAAUGACAAGUCAAUUGAAUCUGUUAACAGCAAUUCCUCUGGGACAAACUUGACUCCUCAUACUUCAAAUUCAGAAGACAGCCUUAGUGUUAGUAAUCUAAUACAUCAUAGCACUCUGGCGCAGUCUUACAUGGUUCAGCCAGCUGGUCAGACAGCCAUUCCCCCUGUUAAUUUACCAAGGCCAUCAUCUAGUUCUUUUACAAAUCAAUGUCCCAGACCAACACAUGUGGUUGAAUAUUCUCAUAAGAACCUUGGCAUUCGAGGCCAGGCAGCUCAUAAUUUAAUUCUGAAACAGAAUAGUGAACAUCACAAGGAAGCAAAUAAGCGUUCCCCGCAGGAUGAUCUCCUGCCUGCUAAAAGGCAAAAGCCAUGCCAGGUCAAAUUGGUAUUAGACAGGGCAGUGGAAAAUAUUCCUGAACAUUCUCAGUUGAUGGUCAACCAACAGCCCUCUAGUUCUACAAUUUCAGUUAACAAUAACCAUGCACAUCCAGAUGGACUCAAUUCAUUGUUCCUUGCAAACAGUUUUAUGAAUUCUGCGCUGAGGCAGUCAGAUGUCCACUGUGUACCCCAGACUUCGGUUCAGGACCCACAGCAGAGUCAGCAAACUGGUGGACAACAUGUACAACAGCAGCAUCCUCCACAUAUAGGGGUGCAAGCUGCACUUCAUCUACAUAACAAUAAUCUAUACCAACAGCAGGAACAGCAGCAAAUGCAAGGCCAAAUCAGGGAAAGGCAUCACAUGUACCAGCUACAACAGCAUCUUGCUCAGUCAGAUGGUCAGUCAGUCUCGCAGCAGCAGCAUCAUAGUCUUCAUCAGCAGAGAACCAUGUCACAGGAGGUUCAGAUGCAGAAGAAGAGAGGGCUUGUUCAGGCAAGUCAGGCAGUUCCACCACUUUCCUUACAAACUAAGCAACACCACUCGGGUCAGAAUGAACAGAGUCUUCAACAGAAAACUGUGGGACAGCAACCACAACAUUCCCACCAUCCACAACUCCAGCAACAGAUACAACAACAGCAUUUUACCAGUGUUCUUCAGGAAAAGAGUUGUGAGAACCCCUCCACAAGCAGGGGCCAUCAUUCUGCUCACCCUCAAAAUCAUCUCACGCAGGACAUGCUUCACCAACAGCGACAACAGCAGCAGCCAGAUGGUAGCAGUGCCCCAGCACAGAGUCAGAUGCAGAGACUCAUGACCUCUCACACUGUAGAUCAACAGAUGACAUCACAACCAAGUACUGUAUCCCGAUCUUCUGAAAUUUCUUGUGCUCCACCUAGGCAAGAACGUAACCGGAUAUCAAGUUAUUCUGCUGAAGCCCUUAUUGGUAAAUCUACCUCAUCUGCGGAUCAGAGAAUGGGUAUGUCUAUUCAAGGGCCUCGUACAAACCAGGAGCAGUCUGAUAUGAGAUCAUAUAUUGAUGCUUCUAGAAAUAAAGGCAUAGUGCACAAUAUUCAGAAUCGGAUAUCGGUGGAACACACAGUAGCACCUGACAUCCAACGAGUCAAUGAAUGUGCAUCUUUUAAGACCAUUGGCACAAGUCAGCAUCAGCUGGGUACCUUUGAGGUACAGGCUUCACGCAAUAGUGAGAUGGUAGUAAAAACUGUGUCUUCACACAACAGAGGUGCCCAGUCACAAAGCUUUAGAAUAAGUCAAGUGGCAGCCAUAGAAAGGCAGCAAAGAGUGCCUUACCAGUCUGCUCAGGGCCUCCAGGCAGGAGGUGGCAUUCCUGCAAGGGAAAAUGAGAAUUCGUGCCAUCAGAGCUUCAUGCAGAGUCUGUUGUCCCCUCACCUUGCAGAACAGAUAAGCGCAAAUCAGAGGAUUUCUGAUCACCAGAGGAAUUCCCAGUGCUGCCCACCCGUUAGUAUGGAGUAUACCUGUCCACCAGCAAGGGAAACAAGCCAUCUUAGAAGAGAGAAUGACAGUCAGAACAGAGAAAGUUGUGAGAUGCCUUUAAGUGCUGUUAGUUCCAGGAACAACUCCAUAAGUAUUUCUUUUUCUAGCUCUUCAACAACUGGGGAAAUACAAGGCAAAAAUACCAGUCCUAAUGUAGCAGCUCAGAAGCCCAGCUCCAUGCGAAUAAAUGAUAGCCAAGGAAACAAAGGACAUCUAAACCAGCAAGUCAGCAGUAAUAUGCAUGUCACCACUGUGAGGCCUGUUCUGUCACAUUCAGCUGUCUCCCAUGGGGGCUCAGAGCAGGGCCCUUCUGAUACUCGACCACUAAAUUCUUCUGUUGGCCACCGUUCCCGGCACCCUGCACAAGACAACCAAAGCCCCAAAAUACGUCCCACUGAAAGAACCAGAUCUGCUAACCAGAGGCAAGGAAACACAUUUGAUUCUAACCAUCUUCCUUUGCCCUCUGGCGGCAGUAUGAUUUUGGGCCGCCAGCAAACAGCUGCAGAGAGGAGAGGCAGCAUUGUGCGAUUCAUGGCGGAUAGCUCUCAAGUGUCAGCAGACAAUUUAGGAACUGACCAGCAUACUUUUGGCUUUCCCUUUAUUCCUGAAGGUGGGAUGAAUGCCCCAAUCAAUGCUAAUGCCUCUUUUAUCCCUCCAGUAACACAGUCAGGCUCUACUCGAACCCCAGCUAUCAUACCAGUGGAACCCCAGAACACUCUCCCAUCAUUUUACCCACCCUACUCUCCAGCUGCCCACCCCAGUCUUUCCAAUGAUAUCUCACUUCCUUACUUCUCCAACCAAAUGUUCACCAGUCCUAGUACAGAAAAGGCCAAUACUGGAACUCUUAAUAACCGUUUCAGUUCAAUUUUGUCACCCCCUCGCCCUGUUGGCUUUGCACAGCCCAGUUUUCCUUUACUGCCUGAUAUGCCCCCCAUGCCAAUGGCCAACGCCUCUGGCAUCACGCCCCAUCUCUCUAAUUUUAACUUGACUUCCCUUUUUCCAGAAAUUGCAACUGCCUUACCUCCAGAUGGCUCUACAAUGCCCAUGUCACCUUUAUUAUCACUGACAAAUGCUGCAUCUUCUGACACAACAAAACAAUCCACCAAUCGACCUGCACACAAUAUAAGCCAUAUUUUGGGCCAUGAUGGGAGUUCAGCUGUGUGACAGGAGCUGCUACAUUUUUUUUUCAAUUGUGUCUUAACUACUCUUAACAAAUAGAAUUUUGUUUUCGCCUGUGUUUUGUUAUAUGGACUUACCCUACACAAAGUAAGUUAUUUUUUAAAAAAUUGCUUUUGAAAAAGUGUUUUAGGUAGACAGUGGUAAUAGAGAAGCGUUCUGUUUCUAGCUCUUCACUUUCUUACUGAGGUACACUUUUUUUGUUUGUUACUGUAAAUGUCCUGUUUCUUUGGUGUCUGAUAAUGUGUUUGCACUUGAGCCAGCUAAUCCAUUCUGUCUGAAGUUGUGACUUCACGUUAGGUACAUCUGAACUUUAGUUCAUGCACUAGAGCCUUAGGAUGUAAUUAGCCAUUACUACAUUUUUGAACACCCUCAUACAUGAAUAUUUUUCAGCAUUAUCCAAAUUAAUCAAAUUAGAGAAGUAGUAUGACACGUACUUCUGGGGGAAAAAAUAAUUAAUGAAAUGCUUUUAUUUUUUUCUCACCCCAGAUUUAUCUCUGUGCAUAGAAUAUUUGUAGAACCAUUCAUAUGUGAUUUGAAGGAUUUUUAAAUUAGGUAAAUGAAACACACAUUUUUAUUAAAACAUUACGGUACGUCAGUCCUAAAUACCAUAAGAAUCUCCACACAUUUUCUCUUAAGGUGAUUAUUCAUGUUAGACAUUUUGCUUGUAGUGGAGUUGAUGAACUCCGCUGGUAGGUAACUUUGUGCAGAUGGCUCAGGCAGAUACAGCUCAGGUCAUUUUUACACUGUUCAAGAACUACCAAGUCAUUACUGUGCAGUUAUAGGAGUUGACAGGUAAGUGUAGUUGAGGGUAUCGAGACCUGAUCACAGGAUCUGUGUAAAAAUUUCUGUUGCACUUUGUGCUUUGGAAGCCCAAAAUAUCUUGAGAAAAUGUGUCAUUGCAUUCAUCCUGCAUUGUGAAUGCAUUAUUUAUUGGUGAAAUGUAAUAUUUGAAGGCAUACAUGCAUACUCGAGUCUUUUUAGGUCACAUUGGAUUGAAUUCAAUAGUAUCAUUUACUGGACAAGAAUUAUCCAAGAAGCAAGAACGCAGAGCUUCCUUAACUGAUUUAACCUUGUGGGUAUCAUUUUAAUGUGCAGGCUAAGUAUUUUCUGCCCCAUGUCCCAGCAGAAUGGUGAAUUCUGAGAAUGAAGGAUUUAUUCUUAUUACCAUCCCUUCUGAAGGUUUCUCCAAAUUAUAAAGGCUAGUGCUGUGUUUGUGUUUCAUGACAUGGUUUCUUUCACAGUGUUAAUCCUCAGUAAGGGAAGAUGGUUGAAAUCACUGGGCACUAACACAUCAGAGCAAAUGCGACAACGCUGUGCGCACUCUGUUCAUGCUUUCGAUUCAGCAUAUUGAAAUUUUUUAAUGUCUUUUUUUAAUUAGUUGAGUAUCAGUUUUCAUUCAAACUAUCAAAUUAUUUUAAACCAGAUGUUUAAAGAAAUUUAGAAAGCUCAAUGUUUUGACUUCCAUUUCUUCUUUCAUGUUUUUUUUUUUUUUUUAUCAUUUUUGGGUUUUUUUUUCCAGUCAGUGAGACCUUGAUGUCAUUGUCCCUGAAUUCUUAGUUGCACUUAACAGUUUUAAUGAAUACAUUUGUAACAGUACCCCCCCACACACACACUUUUUAUCUCUUGACACGUUUAGUGCUCAUCGUAAGAAAUCCCGCUUGAGUUAUGAGUGGUCACUGUUUGUAUUAUCAGUACUUACAUAUAAGUGCUCGGCAUUGACGAUGGGCAACAGAUAAUAAAAAUGACUCUACACUGAACGAGAUCAGCAAAAAGGAAAGGGGGACUCUAAAGUAAAAUAGUACUUUUUAUAUUGCAAUCAUGAUUUUCAUCUAGUGACUAAAUCAGAAUGUAACUACAUACUAAUCAGAGCUAGUGAAGAUGGUUGACAGGAAAAUUUUUUUUGAGUAAUUUUGCACUCUUAAAUUUGAUUUCUGUUUUGUGUUUUCUUAUUCCAUUGUUAAUUGCACUUUCUACUUCUGAGUCAGAAACCUUUUUCCCAAAGCCUUAACUUGUAUAAAUAGUCAAAAAUGGGAUCAUUUUAUGGUGGUGAACCUAAUGGCUCUGUGGCACUACCAUCAGGAGCCAGGCAGAAGCAGGCUUAGCUUGGUUCCCAUUUUAUUUGUGGUACUUUUCUUUUUCUAAACCGUGGGGUUUCCUGACCUGCUUGGUUUGUUCCUUAUGUACGUAGAGUCCAUCCUGGCUGGGAAAAUGUCUCAAGCUUGGUGAUUUUUCAGUCACUUGAUAGGUUUCGCCAGUUGUGUCUGCACUCUGCAGUUUCAUUGCUCAGUGCUUGAUUUCAAAGUGUCUCAGUUUAGUUGGUUGAAUUUGUUUUGUUUUGUGUGGUGGUAGCCAUUGUGUAAAAAUGGGGUCCUGAGAGCUCUGACUUGGACCGUACCCAGGGCUUAUAAAAACUACUUACCCUCUUGGAAGUUUUUACACUUUUAUUAUUAUGCAGCAUUGAAUCACAGUGGAUUUAAUUUGGCAUUUUGACAGAUAGAUAGAUAGAUAGAUACUUUAUUAAUCCCAAGGGAAAUUCACAUACUCCAGCAGAAAAGCACUCCUUAAUGGCAAAGUGACAACAGAUCUGGAAAAUAAUCUAAAUUAAUUACCAAUACAAAAUCUAAAGUAAUGGCAUAAUUAUUGACUCAAGUCAUCUGUUGUGCAGAUGCGUCUUUGGCCACAUUUCCAGCUUGAAGUCUGUGUGCACAGGUCAUCAUUUUGCACUUUCUUCUUUGCUAAAUUCCUCAAGCUGUGUGACGUUGCAUGGGGCUUGUGAAUGAAGAGCCUUUCUCAAGUCUGGUCACAAAUUCUCAGUUGAAUUGAGAGCUGGACGGUGACUCGACCACUCCAGGGCAUCAACAUUGUUUUUAAACAAUUCCUGUCUAGUUUUGGCUUACUGCUUGGAGACGUUAGCUUGCUAGAAAAAAAAAAAAAGCCGUGGGUUGGUUUCAUACUUCAUCAGGUUUUCCUCCAGGAUGCUCCUGUAUUUGUCUAACCCUCUACACUUAAUAGCCUUCCGGGGUCUGCUGCAAAGAAGCAUUCUGACAGCAUGGCACUGGCACUGCUAUGCCUCAUGAAGGGGGUGAUGCGUUUUUGAUAAUGGCCACUUAGUCUGGUGGCCAAAAUGCUCCUUCUUCUGGCAGACGUCGGUGUCUCCUGUACACCUCCUGGCAAACGGUGUGUGUGUUGUAACAGUGGCUUUAUCAUUCAUAAAGCUGUGACAUGCGAAACACUCGGGUAACCUUUAGUUGCAGUAUGCACAGUCUCGAGCACUGUAGCUUGUAACUCCAUUAGUGUCAUCACAGGUUUAUUGGUGACCUUCGUUGCUAGUUGUCUUCUUACACACUCAGUUUGUGUCGAUGACCUGCUGUAGGCAGAAUUACAGCUCUGCCAUACUUGUUCCCAUUUCUUAAUGAUUAACUGGACUCCAAGGAAUAUUCGGUGACUUGGAUAUUCUUAUUUCCAUCCUCAACUUGUACUUUGCAGGUUGCUUGGAGUGUUCUUUUGAUGUUAGGCAACGAUACUGACGUGCCAUGAGUUGGACCCUCCAGAUAAGGUGCACAGUCAGCUGACUGUGGUCUCCAUUGAACUAAUUAUGUGACUUUUAAAACCACUUGGCUACAGCAGUGAUGAUUUAGGAGUGUCAUAUUAAACGGAGUAAAUACAUAUGCAGUCAGUUAUUUGGUGUUUUAUAUUUGUAAUCAGCUUAGACCACUUUGUUUUCAGUUUGAAAUUAAAGCGUCCUCCUCUGUUGAGUAGUGUCUAAAAGCCAAAUGAAAUGCUUUGUGAUUCAAUGAUGUAUGACAAUGAAAUGUGAAAUUGUGCGAGGGGUGAGUGCUUUUGAUAGGCAAUGCAUAGGUGAACAUUAAAAAAAGGAAGAAGAAAUGAGCACAGCCUGAAAUGGAGCCAAGAAAAAAUGAAAAGGUUGACGACAAGAGGAGUUUUUGAAAUGUAAAAAGAACAUUUACUACUUGUGGUUAUUUUGUGUAGUCAAUGCCCAAGAAAAGCAUCCUAAGGUUUCUUGCUUGUAAUGGGAUAACACCUGAAACUGCAGUCGGCCUCAAUGGGGGGUACCCAGUGGUGGUGUAAAUAGGCCCACUGUGCCCUGAGAGGUUUUGUAUUAUUAUGAGUUUAGUGUGAUAGAAUUAUGGAAAGCGUAUACCCUGUGGGCGGCAUUGGUACUUUAAACAACUUGCCUUUAUUAUUCAUCCAAGUGUGCUUUUUGUAAAUUGGGCUUCAACCGCCUCUGUGUAGUUAACAUUGUGCUUUGCAAUCCGCGCCGUUGCCUGCAGGUGGCGCUGUGAGCUUUUCUUUCCUUUAGCUCGCCUCCUUGACGUGUUUGUGCCUUGCGGUUAGUGGACGAGGAUGUCUUGGGGUUGCUGUUCUUUUUGGCAGAGCAGAACACGAUACACAAGCUGAAGCCAACUGCUCCUGUUUAGUUCACAUGUAGCAGAAAUUUGCCCUUUUUUUCUGCUUUUGACGCACAUAGAAUAUACCGUCUAGUUCGGUAAAGAAGGAGGUGAAAUGCGAGUUACCAGUGUAGGAGAGGGCUGCCUUAACUUGGUUCACUUCUUGCCAUUUCGAGCCCUGAGCUGAUCUGUCCGAGUCGGAGUCAGACUUUGCUUCCUUAGUGUUUAUGCCAGGUGAUGAGUCUCCCUGGUUGGUGUUGUCCGCUUUUGAAUGAGCCCUCGUAGCCCCUGGCGACACCUAAAGGACUCCCUCUAAGUGGACAUCAGUGUGCGACUGGAGCAGAUACUUCAGAAGAAUGGAUGGGUAGAACUGGCUGGCGGCUUUGUCCUUCUCCAAUAUGAUAUUUGACAUUGAUUUUAACACGUACGCCAUGUCAUUGCUGGCACAGGAGCUGCACAGUGGAUCCUGCAGGGGUGUCGCGUUUGGGAAUGGAAGGACAGUGUGGCUUGAGGGACAUUUAACACUACUUUGUUUUAAGUUUUGGAUGUUGCCUCUCUGGAUUUAAUGAUGGCAUUGCGAUUGCUUUGUCACUUGAGAAUGGCGGGGGGUUGGCAGGUGGGCUGUCACUGUAAUCUAAAUGGUGUAAAUUUAAAUAUAGAACCUCGUAAGGAAUUGUAUAGACCUGUAACAUAAUUUUAAUAUACCUUUGUAUUGCUUGUACAUAUUGUAAAUAGACAGAUAUUAUUAUUAAAGAGAUUUUUAUUUAGAAA
Molecule: messenger RNA, 12602 nt
Organism: Erpetoichthys calabaricus (reedfish)
Lineage: Eukaryota; Metazoa; Chordata; Cladistia; Polypteriformes; Polypteridae
Product: basic helix-loop-helix domain-containing protein USF3
Exons: 7
Coding region: 922-7407 (2161 amino acids)
Molecular function (GO): protein dimerization activity
Source: RefSeq, a predicted model, not a curated record